CCUCUCAUCCUGUCGACAUCACCUCUUUUAAAACCAGCAACAUCAACCCAGCAUCCCAAGGUAUAACCAUGCACUGGCUUCUCCAGGCCACUGGGGCUCUCCUGAACAUUUUAUGGAUUGGCCUUUUUUUAACACCCCAACCGUUCUCAGAGUUUGAGCAGACAGAAAGCACCGAUGAGGAGGAGAUGUUUUGUUUUCCUCCUCCACCAGUCGAAAUCCCCUCUAAUAAAACCAACAACACCAAAACAACAUUUCCAGCUCACCCUGCUACUGCACCAGGAAGUGAACCUACCAUAGUGGACUCAGAUAACCUGGGACUGACAGGUAGUUAUCCUGAGCUGGAGCCGACAACUCGAGGUAGUUAUCCUGAGGUGGAGCCGACGACUCGAGGUAGUUAUCCUGAGGUGGAGCAGACGACUCGAGGUAGUUAUCCUGAGCUGGAGCAGACGACUCGAGGUAGUUAUCCUGAGCUGGAGCAGACGACUCGAGGUAGUUAUCCUGAGGUGGAGCCAACUCCAGUUAGCUGCUGCUUUGAAUUCUUCAGCGGACGAGUACCUCUAAAAGAUAUAAAGGGAUACAGAAAAUCACCCCCCAUGUGUCCUGUUGAAGCCAUUGUAAUAUUCACAACUACCACCCUCUGUGUUGAUCCAAAUGCUGCAUGGGUAAAGAGACUUUUGAUAACCCUCGAUGAAAAUGGAAAAGGAGUGAAUCCUGAUGAUUCUCAUUCUACUCCUGCCCCAGGAAGUGAAUCUGCAACAAUGCCAGGUCUUCUGCUCUUCUUCGUCGUCUUCUUCAUCCUGUCAAGUGUGAGAUCCCACAAGAACCCAAUUCUUCAGCCAGCUUGCUUCUGAGGGAGAGAGGUGCAGUUGGUCCUGGAGUGGCGAGCCAACCCAUGAGAUGAAUCCAAAGAGAGAGAGAGAUGCUUUGAUAACUGAAGCUUAGUAAUCCAGAAUAAAGAGUGGUAGGACAAUCGCAUUCAAUUGCCCCACGCAGCAGAAUACAAGGAAUUUCCGGAGUGAGAAGACACUAACACACUGCACUCAAAGAGUCAAAGGACACAACACAGUCUGAGUUGAACUGAUAGGACUCACACAGUAACUCAUUGAACUGAAUUGAUUCACUGCCUCAUUGA
Molecule: messenger RNA, 1132 nt
Organism: Epinephelus moara (kelp grouper)
Lineage: Eukaryota; Metazoa; Chordata; Actinopteri; Perciformes; Serranidae
Exons: 8
Coding region: 69-851 (260 amino acids)
Biological process (GO): G protein-coupled receptor signaling pathway; inflammatory response; chemokine-mediated signaling pathway
Cellular component (GO): extracellular region
Molecular function (GO): CCR chemokine receptor binding; chemokine activity
Source: RefSeq, a predicted model, not a curated record